AUGACCGGACAGGAAUUAUAUGAUCUGGGAGUGCUUCACUUGGGUGAGCAGUAUGUGUUUGGCGCCAGUGUGCCCAAGAACAAUAAAAAGUGGAAAGGCCCCUGGGACUGUGCAGAAUUUGCAUCCUGGCUGGUGUACCAGGUGUCGGGUAAUUUGUAUGGCUGCUACAGCAGUGUAUCUAACCCUGCUACUGCUGACGCCUAUACCGGAUACUGGCACCGCGAUGCACAGAGGUUGGGCAAGAUUAUCACCCUGGAAGAUGCGGCCAGAACACCCGGGGCUGCGGUGUUACGGGCUCCCGCCAGCGGUGUAGGGCUGGAUAUGGCGUUGGGCGCUGAUUAUCCGAAUUACAGCCGGGUAGAGAUCCCGGAUUAUAUCAUUCCGUUUGUGCCGGAUGCGCUCCGGCUGGGCUUCACCACCGCUCAAUUGGAUUGGUGUAAAGAGAAUGAGGCUGGUAUCUAUAACUUUUUAGUAAAAGACUUACGCUAUCAGCGGAACUUCGGCAUUGCCGCACACAUUGACGCGGGCAAGACCACAACUACAGAACGUAUCUUACGUUAUACCGGUAUGAUUCACCGUAUUGGUGAGGUGCAUGAUGGCGCCGCUACUACGGAUUGGAUGGAGCAAGAGAAAGAGCGUGGCAUUACCAUCACUUCAGCUGCCGUUAGCUGUAAGUGGGGUUUCCCAACCAAUAAGGGUAAGGCUGAUGAUAACACAAAGGAAUAUUCCUUUAACAUCAUCGAUACACCGGGUCACGUGGAUUUUACCGUAGAGGUAGAACGUUCUAUGCGUGUACUGGAUGGUCUGAUCGCAUUGUUUUCUGCCGGUUGA
Molecule: messenger RNA, 831 nt
Organism: Ostertagia ostertagi
Lineage: Eukaryota; Metazoa; Nematoda; Chromadorea; Rhabditida; Trichostrongylidae
Source: the annotation of a GenBank genome assembly